This is a messenger RNA of Urocitellus parryii (Arctic ground squirrel), 3016 nucleotides long. Lineage: Eukaryota; Metazoa; Chordata; Mammalia; Rodentia; Sciuridae. The record is from RefSeq and is a predicted model, not a curated record.
AUGGACAUCCUGCAGGCUCUGCUGCUCUUCCCACUCCUGGCCCCUCCGUUAAGGAUCCUUGCCCUGGGAGCCACUUCUGGACUUCAGCAAACCAACUUUACCUCCGCCUCCUCCUUGGACUCAGCCAGCUCCUCCCUCAGCCUGGGCUCCAAAGUUCCCUCCAUCAAACCACCCAGCCAGAACUUUCCAAAACUCUCUCUGGAUUCACAAGCCUCUGCUGAAGUUCCUGAUUCCAACUGGCUUCCCAAGGCCCGAAAUUCAAAUGAUGUGUCUGAGUCCCUCUGGUCAAAUAUUUCUGCCGAGGGUCAACAUUUGAGCCCCCAUCCCACCUUCUCUAAGAUUCCUGGUUCAGAAGUGUUUCCUGAGAGGUUGGAUUCCCCAGUUCCUGCCAAAAGUCCUGUGCCUUCCUUCUCUGUUAAGACCACAACUUCAAACAUUUCUGCUCAAUUUCCUGACUCCAAAGUGACUGUUGAGGCCCCAGAUUCAAAACUCCCCCCUGAGAAUCGGGACCUUGAAUUCUCUCCCCAGAGACCCCAAUCCAAAGUUCCUCUGGAGACCCACUCAGCUGCAAGCUUCCCCCAGCAGGUUGGGGGUCCUCUUGCUGUGCUGGUGGGGACUACCAUCCGACUCUCCCUGGCUCCAGCCCCCAGCCCUGUUCCUCCUGCCCCUCUGGUAGUUUGGCGAAGAAGCUCCAAGGUACUAGCAGCUGGGGGCUUGGGGCCAGGGGCUCCUCUGAUCAGCCUGGACCCUGCACACAGAGACCGCCUGAGAUUCGACCAGGCCCGAGGGGGGCUGGAACUUGCCUCUGCCCAGCUGGAUGAUGCCGGGGUCUACACGGCUGAGGUCAUCCGGGGUGGGGUCUCUCGGCAGAUUCAGGAGUUCACAGUCAAUGUGUAUGAGCCCAUUCCCCAGCUGUCUGUGCAGCCAGAGACCCCAGAGACGGAGGAGGGGGCGGCGGAGCUCCGGCUGCGCUGUGUGGGCUGGAAACCAGGCUGUGGGCAGCUGAGCUGGACCAGAGACGGCCGUGCUCUGAAUGCAGCGGAUUCUGAGGGAGCAGAGUCGUCCCGGAUCCGCGCAGAGGGCGACCAGCUGCUCAUCGCUCGCCCUGUGCGCAGCGACCAUGGGCGGUACACCUGCCGCGUCCGCAGCCCCUUUGGCCACACCGAGGCUGCGGCCAACGUCAGCGUCUUCUACGGUCCGGAUCCGCCUGUCAUCACAGCGUCUUCCAAUCGAGACGCCGCCCCGGACCUGUAUGUCACUGCGGGCAGCAACGUGACCUUGCGCUGCACCGCCGCCUCGCGGCCGCCGGCUGACAUUACGUGGAGCCUGGCGGACCCGGCCGAGGCCGCAGUGCCCGCGGGGCCGCGCCUCCUGCUGCCAGCCGUCGGGCCAGGCCACGCGGGCGCCUACGCCUGCCUCGCAGCGAACCCGCGCACUGGCCGCCGGCGCCGCUCGCUGCUCAACCUGACGGUGGCAGAUCUGCCCCUCGGGCCCCCAAAGUGCUCAGUAGAAGGGGGUCCUGGGGACCGCAGCCUCCACUUCCGCUGCUCGUGGCCCGGCGGGGUACCUGCAGCCUCCCUGCAGUUCCAAGGUCUCCCCCGCGGCGUGCGCGCKGGUCCGGAGCCCUCCGAGCUCCUGGCGGUGGUUCCCGCCCACCCCCAGCUCAGUGGAGUCCCCGUCGUCUGCCUUGCUCGCCACCUGGUGGCCACGCGCACCUGCACUGUCACCCCGGGUGAGAGAAGGGAACUUUCCUUUGGUCCUUUGGGACUUGGGUCCAGGCCCAGCCUCCUCCCUCAGACCCAGGGUCCAGGCCCAGCCUCCUCCCUCAGAAGCAGAAAGCUGGGCCCCUAGCUCCUUCCUCUUUCCAGAUACAGGAAUGUAGCUCUCCAUGUAGGGGAUUUAGGAGUCCAGUUCCCUUUCCCUCUCCUCUCUAGCUCCCAAGAAUCCAGCCACCCCCUCCCCUCAUCCCCAGGCCCCUCCAUCGCCUCAUGGAGGCUGCAGAGAGCCCGGGAUGCGGCAGUGCUGACUUGGGAUGUGGAGCGUGGGGCCCUGAUCAGCAGCUUUGUGAUCCAGGCACGGACAGAGGGACCUGAACUGGGCAGAGCCACAGCCUAUGAGGACUGGAUCUCCCUGCUUAUCCUGGGGCCUCGGGAGCGCUCAGCUGUGCUGCCCCUCCCUCCUCAGACCCCCAGGGCCUGGACCUUGCGCAUCCUGCCCAUACUGGGGUCCCAGCCAGGGUCUCCAUCCCAAAGCCGGGUCUACCAGGCAGGCCCCACCUUGGGCCCCGGUGCCAUUGCUGGCAUUGUCCUGGGCUCCCUAUUAGGUGUGGCACUGCUCAUCACGCUCCUUCUCCUCUGCAUCUACUGCCUGCCGCGCUACCGGGCGAAGGCGCCAAAGAAAAAGAAGCAUCCUGCAGCCUUGGCUCCUGUGGUCAUCUCUCCAGAGGAGAAGAUGCAGACUGUGAGCCCAGUUCAGACCCCACAGCCACUGCCCCUCCAAGUCCCUCUGAAGGACUCUAACCAAGCCAAGGCCUACCAAGCCACCAGCCCCAGUCCAGUCAUCUUUCCAGGUGGGGGACCAAGAACUGUUCGGACAGCCACGCAGGUGUGAUCCGAGCCAGUGCCCCACUCUUCACGGGGGAUUUUGGGGCAAGGAUCCUGUUUUGCCCCAGCAGCAAGUAGGGCCAGCUAUGACUGAGGGCUGGGCCCUGAAAGUGGGACUCCCUGUCUCGUCACAGAGAAGACUUACCCUGUGUUUGUAGACUCCUGGGACAGGAGGUCCUGCACAUCCAACAGUGCAGUUCUCACAAGCCCCAGCUCUGGGGCGGACAGGCAGGGCCGGCGUGCUCCUCUGAGCUGGAGGGGAGCCUGCCCAGGUUCCCUGAAGUGGUCUCCUGUCUUCAUCUUGCCUCCUCUGGGCCACACCCACUCCAGCUCCCAGGCUUCGUCCUUCUCUUUAGACUCUUUAGAUUUUAUCUAAACUCCUCAAGGACCUCCAAGGUCUUGUGCUUUGGCCU